Messenger RNA from Metarhizium brunneum ARSEF 3297, 1116 nucleotides. RefSeq lists its product as uncharacterized. The record is from RefSeq and is a predicted model, not a curated record. Gene Ontology annotation, cellular component: plasma membrane. Gene Ontology annotation, biological process: adenylate cyclase-activating G protein-coupled receptor signaling pathway; cell surface receptor signaling pathway. Gene Ontology annotation, molecular function: G protein-coupled receptor activity. Lineage: Eukaryota; Fungi; Ascomycota; Sordariomycetes; Hypocreales; Clavicipitaceae.
AUGGGUCAACUUACAGAGAGCCAGCUCCAUGCCAUCAGCAUCAUGGAGCGAUUGUGCUCCGCCAUCUCGCUGCUGGGCUGCAUCUUCACCAUAGCGACAUUUACAUGCUUCAGUGCGUUCCGAGACAAGCCCGUCAACAGGCUCGUGUUUUACGCAACAUUCGGCAACAUGGCGAGCAACGUCGCGACCCUGAUGUCGCGGUCCUUCCUGGACAACCCCGACUCGUUUGGAUGCCAGUUCCAAGCCAUGCUGAUCCAAUGGUUCAUGGCCGCCGACGUGGGCUGGAUCCUCGCCAUGGCCGUCAACGUCUACCUCACCGUGUACCAAAAGUUCGACAUCAAGCGCCUGCAUAAAAUGGAACUCAUCUACCUCCCGGUUUGCUACGGCAUCCCCUUCAUCCCCGCCUUUACAUAUCUCUUUGUCCGGCGCAACGGCCAGCGCAUCUAUGGAGACGCCGUGUUAUGGUGCUGGGUCGCCAGUCACGUCGAGGGCCUGCGCAUCGCGACCGUGUACGGCCCCGUGUGGGCCAUGAUCCUCGUCACCUUUGCCAUCUACAUUGCCGCGGCGCGCACCAUUUUCAAGAUCCGCAAACAGAUCCACAACCUCGACUCGGAUUACGACCUCACGUCGUCCACCAGCCCCGAGGUCGCGGUUGGGAAUGGCCCCGGGGCGCCAGUGACCGCCGAUGGCGAUGUCGCCUUGCCCGGCCGGACGCCAGGGCGUGACGAUCAGACGACGGCCAUGCGGUGCAAACCGCGUCGGCAUGGCCCUGCUCCGCAAGCCUUCGCUCGGCGCCGUAGCUACGAACACAAGAAUGCCGCUUGGUCCUAUACCAAGUGCGCUCUGCUGUAUUUUACAGCCAUUCUCAUCACUUGGAUCCCUGCCAGUGCGAAUCGCGUCUAUUCCAUGGCGCAUAAUGGUCAGGCUUAUGUCCCCGUCGUAUUCGUGAGUGCUUUCGUGCUGCCCUUGCAGGGAUUCUGGAAUUGCAUCAUUUACGUCGUCAUGUCGUGGGCGGCGUGUAAGUCGUUGCUGCAGGACAUCAAGGCCAGACUCCCCCAUCUUCAUAAGAAGCCAACGAGUCGGGGCGAAGUAGACAGGGCGGCCGAUAACUGUUGA